AUGCAGCGCGGCUGCGCGCUGUGCGCCAAUGUAACAGAGGCGGCCCACAGGAAGCAGUGCACGGCCUGCGUGCUGGGGAAGCUGCCCUGCAGCUACUGCGUCCAAGGGGCCUCCUUGUACGGCACCGGCUCGGCCGACAUCCCCGCCUGCCUGGACUGCGUCUCGCGCCGCGGCCCCGGCGCGCGCGGCGGCUGCAACGCUUGCGCGCAGUCCGGCGCCAACGCGGCGCGCUGCUUCUCGUGCCUGGCCUCCCAGAAGCUGCAAUUCUGCGCCGAUGGCGACCGCCCGCCGCCGUAUGGCAAGGCGCAGGCCUGCUGGCCGCCCACGGAGAAGACGCCCUGCGACAUCUGCGGCAACGCUGCCAAGUCUGACGCUGCGUAUGCCCAGUGCCUGGCAUGCUUUGGCUCGUCUGCGGGGGCAAGGAGCGAGUGCCAGAGUUGCACGUGGCUGGAGGGGAUCGACGCGGCCUCCCAGUCGCGCUGCUUUGCCUGCGUGCCGCGCGCCAACUUCACGGACUCGACGACCACAGGCUGCGCCCCCUGCUUCUACCAGUGGGUGCCGGCGUCAGCCAGGGAAAAGUGCCUGGCCUGCGUAGAGAGCCCCAAGACGUUUGCGGCGGCCAAGGGCACGUGCGCCUACUGUGUGGGCAACACGAAGGGCGUGGCGCAGGCGCAGAAGUGCCUUGCGUGUCUGCAGACGAAGCGGGAUGAGUACUCUUACUCGCUGGUACGCGAGGGCGCGAUCCAGCCAGAUGCGAGCCAGCUCGCCGCCGCCCAGACACUGCGGCUGCUGCAGGCCGCGCUCGCCGCCCGCCUCGCCGCGCCCGCCCCGCCGGGCGAUGCCCAGGCAGAUGGCGCGCAGCCGCCCGCCGCCGCGCCGGCCGUCCAGGGCGCCUACUUGUGGGGUCCUGUGGGCAGCGGCAAGACGAUGCUGAUGGACCUGUUUGCACGCACCCUGCCGCCCGGCGUGGUGGCGCGGCGCCUGCACCUGCACCAGCUGCUGUCCCUGAUCCACGAGAGGAGCCACCAGCUGCAGGAGGCGCUGCCGCGGGUCGUGGUCAAGAGCCGGCUGGGGCUGCCCGUGUACCGCUACGCCCUGCCAGAGGAGGACCCCCUGCGCGUCAUCGCGCGGGAGCUGGCUGCCUCCUGCGGCCUGCUGUGCGUCGAUGAGAUGCACGUGGCUGACAUAGCGGACGCGAUGACCCUGGGGCGGCUGCUGGCGGCGCUGCUGGCAGACGGCUGCUGGGCCGCUUUCACGAGCAACCGCCCCCUGCAUGACCUGUACAAGGGUGGCGUCAACCGGCGCUACCUGAGGGACGGGUUCGUGGCGCUUGGCCAAGCCCACCUGCUGCAGGUGCACGUGGCGGGCGGUAAAGACUACCGCACGGCGGCGGCGGCGCCGGCCCCGCCCGCCGCGGCUGUACCUGCGGCAGAGGCGGCAGGGGUGGCUCCGGCAGGGGCGGCCGAGGCGGGUGAGGAGGGGGCGGCCGGGCGCCGCUGCUUUGUCGGCGCGGGCGCGGACGAGCGGCUGCGGCGGCGGUGGGCGGAUGCGGUGGAGGGCAGCGGGGCCCGCGAGGCCGCCACCGCCGUUGCGUCGCAAUUUGGCAGGGAGCUGUGGGUGCCCAGGGGGCUGGUCUUAGGCAAUGGUGAUGAGCAGCCGAGACGCGUGCAGCCUCAGCUGCAGCCACCCCAUCAGGCUGGUCGAGACCAGCAGCAGCCAUCCCCAGGGCAGCAGCAGCAGCAGCAGCAGCCGCAGGAGCAGCAGCAGCAGCAGCAGCAGGAGCAGGAGCACCACCAACAGCAGCAGCAGCAGCAGCAGCAGCAGCCGCAGCUGGCCGCCGCCUACUUCACCUUCUCCCAGCUCUGCGGCCCCGCCGGCCUGCGGCGCGGCCUUGACCGCGGCGGGCCCCUCUCGGCGGUCGACUUCCUGGCACUGGUGAAGGCCGGCCUGGGGGCGCUCUACCUGGAGGGUGUGCCGCGGCUGGCACCGCCGCUGCGGGACGAGGCGCGGCGGUUGGUGACGCUGGUGGACGUGCUGUAUGACGCAGGCGUGAAGCUGCACAUGUCGUGCGAGGCGCCGCCAGAGGAGCUGUUUCUUCCGCUGCUGGGUGCGGCCCUGGAGCGCGGCGUCAACCCAAACCUUGGCAGGGCCGAGAAGCUGCCCCUUGAGCGCCUCAAGCAGCAGCAGCAGCAGCAGCAGCAGCAGGAGGAGGAGGAGGCUCCGCUCCCACCGCCAACUGGCACGCGGCGCGACGACGCGCCGCAGCAGGAGGCUGCGGCCGGCGCGCCGCGCGGCCGCGACUGGGGCGCGUCAGCGGGCGCCGUGGGGGCGCCCGAUGAGAGCAGGGGUUACGUCCAGGGCGCAUUGGUGGCGGAGGAGGUGCUGAUGUACCACAGGGCGGCGUCACGGCUUGCGGAGAUGACGCGCGAAAGCUGGUGA
Molecule: messenger RNA, 2439 nt
Organism: Monoraphidium neglectum
Lineage: Eukaryota; Viridiplantae; Chlorophyta; Chlorophyceae; Sphaeropleales; Selenastraceae
Product: Putative ATPase N2B
Exons: 7
Coding region: 1-2439 (812 amino acids)
Cellular component (GO): mitochondrion; cytoplasm
Molecular function (GO): ATP hydrolysis activity; ATP binding
Source: RefSeq, a predicted model, not a curated record